Molecule: messenger RNA, 1353 nt
Organism: Pseudomassariella vexata
Lineage: Eukaryota; Fungi; Ascomycota; Sordariomycetes; Amphisphaeriales; Pseudomassariaceae
Product: glycosyl hydrolase catalytic core-domain-containing protein
Exons: 1
Coding region: 206-1186 (326 amino acids)
Biological process (GO): fungal-type cell wall polysaccharide metabolic process
Cellular component (GO): fungal-type cell wall
Source: RefSeq, a predicted model, not a curated record
CCUAGGUUGAAAUACUUGCUUGUUCUCUACCUGAAAAGUUUGCCCCAACCCCUCUGCUGUAACCAUAUAAGUACUGGAGUCUGGUAGCCCCAAUCGGGUACCAAUCAUUUUUGAAUUAGUAGACCAGCAAGGGUUCUUCCUCUACAUCUCGAUCUGCAUCACCUAUAGUUCCCAUAACCACUUACACAACUAAUGCGCCUUCACAAUGAGACGACAACUCCUCUCAACCCGCAAAAUAUGGCUGACCAUCUCCCUCUUCUCCACCUUCGCAGCCUCGCAAUCUAAACGCGGCCUCGGCGACACAGGCGGCACCCAAACAUCCGAUGACAACCUCCUCCUUUCGGCCAACUCGCCCAUAUCCUGGUACUUCACCUGGUCCCUCUACACCUCGCAAUACUUCAACGACUCCAUCUCCUUCGUGCCGCUCAUCCAUGGCCUCGACGACGCCUCCAGCGACGACCUGGCUACGAACCUGGAUAGCCUCCCAGUUUCGUCUACUCACCUCCUCACCUUCAAUGAACCCGACGGCACUACGGGGUCGGGCGGGAGCUCAAUUUCACCUAAGGAUGCGGCACAAAGCUAUAUUGAUAAUGUCGUGCCUCUGCGCAGUGGAGAUGGACGGACUUGGAAUAUCAGCCACCCUGUCGUGACGGGGUCGAGUCAGGGGCUUGAUUGGCUGACUAGCUUCAAUGAGAGUUGCUGGGACAUUGACAGUGAGAAUGGGUGUCCGGCGGACUUUGUCGCUGUGCAUUGGUACGGUGACUUCGCGGGGUUGUCGUGGUGGUUAGAUCAAAUCAGUGACUUUUAUAAUCCAUCUUCGACGACGACGGGGCUGAAGCUGUGGAUCACGGAAAUGGCGAUUCCCAAAAAGGACGAGGAUGAUACGAUUUCCAUGUUGAACCAGAGUAUUACGUAUCUGGAUGGCCUGGAUGAUGUGGAGGGGUAUGCGUGGUUCGGAGCUUUUAGGGCGGAUAAGGCGAAUGAUUGGACGGGAGACAACGUUUCCUUGUUUGAUGACGAUGGCGGGUUGACGGAGUUGGGGGCUUUGUACCUUGGGGGGAAGGAUAACGGUUUCGAGAAGGGGAUGAAAGGAGAAGGGAACGACAGUGCGGCGGUUAGUAAUGCGGUCUCAAUGUGGGCUGUGGGUGUGGCGGGUUUGGCUGCUUUGGUGGUGGGCAUGUGGUAGGAGUAGUGCUUGUGUGUGAUGGGAUACCCAUUCUGUUUUAGCAUAGCGGGUGCAUAUCUGGGUGUCUUGGUUAUGACGACUAUAUAGCAGCUGGUUCUGCAGCAGGGGGUAGUUAGACGCAUGAUAGUGACGAAUCCAUUUUUUAGACGAGUUACGGCUUGUUCUCU